Melampsora larici-populina 98AG31 is the source of this 1704-nucleotide messenger RNA. RefSeq lists its product as uncharacterized. The coding region runs from base 1 to 1704 and encodes 567 amino acids. Lineage: Eukaryota; Fungi; Basidiomycota; Pucciniomycetes; Pucciniales; Melampsoraceae. The record is from RefSeq and is a predicted model, not a curated record. The transcript is spliced from 2 exons.
AUGAUAGCUGAGGCCAACUCCACCCAUGAUCGUUUCAAAGCCAUCGAUGAGAUCCUUGAGAACUACGAUAUCAUGGGUGGGAGUACCUCCAUAUCAAUGGGGGAACUCCGUGACCAAGUGGCACAAAUCUACGACAUAUCGUCGCCAGAUUGGAUUUACCACUGGUCUGCCAUUGCGAGAGUGGCCAUCGCUCUCAACCACGCUCAACGCCAAAUUGAAUACGGCAUGGUGGACGAGCUUCCCGAAAACGCAGACCCUUGGGCUAGUAAACCCUACGUUCUCAGUAGGAAAGCCAAACCAGCUAACGACACCAAACACUACCGGCCUCCUUGUGGAUUCAUUGGCAAACGCCUUCCAGCGGGAUUCAAAACAUCCGAUCCAAACCAAAACUUGGAGGAUCUAUCCAUGUUUCCGGCUGGAAGCGCUCACCUCGAAUCCAAACCUACAGCGUCGACCCCACCUCCACCUCCACACCGCCGUCGUAUUUCAUCUCAAUCAAAAAGCGAGGAGCCACAAGAAGUCAAGAUUCCCCUUUCUCUACGCGUAUCCUCACCUCGACAGCUGACAGCUAGCGGCUCCAAUGUCAAACUACAGGCCGCUCAGCCAGGCGGCAGCCUGGCCGACAGAAUUGCACCCAUCUCAGCAAACAAAGUUGCAGCAAAACGGCCAGCUCGUCCAAUUUUCAAGGAAGAGAAACGAAGAAAGCACGACUCCCCUCCUUUGUUGUCAUCUUCAUCCGAUUCUUCAUCGGAAAAAGAUUAUAAUCCGCCACCAGCACCAGCUGACUCUGGAUCCGAAGGGGAUGAUGAUGAUGAGGUCCCGUUUUUGGCCCAUAAUCAACACCUCUCCCCGGAGGCAUUUUCUCCUCUAUCUCGUCAAAUACAAAAGAUCACAAUUAAAUAUAAAUCAAACAUUAAAAAAUAUGUCUCUCUUUUCAACUCAUGCAGUAACAAACCGGCUAAUUGGCACAACUGCCUCACCAAGGAUCUCCUUGAGUACAAUCUUGUUGACUUGCGAAAACUGUACGGCGAGGUAUCCUCGACGGGACCAUCCGAAGCCUUCCUUAAAGUCAGUGACGCCGGCAAACUCAAAAGCGUCGACGGCGCGCCCCCCAAAGAAAUCACAAAUAGUGACCACUGGAAGGACCUCCUGUCUGUCGCACGCCAUGCCUAUAUCGCGGCUUUCCCCCCAGCAGCGCUGUCAAUCAAAAAAUAUUUCGAAUAUAUUUUUGGCCUUCCAGGCCUCUUUCAAGCCAAAGUUAACUGGGAAGACGUCCGCGACUUUGACGUCGAGAUGCGCAAAGAGUUUGCCUCCAGACCAUGGCUCGUGUGGGGCGAUUACGCCCACGACAGCCUCCGCGGAAUCAAUAACCGGGUGCUGUACAGUGCUGCUAGCAGAUUUUCUCACGCACAACGUACUCCCCAGACUUCCCUUCCCAUGCGCGUCGCCGACCAACCUGCUUACCAAACGCCUCUCUCACCGAAGCCAUCCAAGUCAACUCAGCCAAAGAAGGUCAGAGGCCGACAAAACAAACCAAACUACACCAUCAAAAGCGGCAAAGGGUUGGAUUUGGCUGAUCAAAUCUGUAACAAUUGGAACCUUGGCGUUUGUCCCCACACAGACGCUGAGUGCGACCGAAUCCACAACAUGUGCAACAAAGCUGGAUGCAAUGUUGCUCAUCAAGGAGGCAGCGCUCACAAAUGA